AUGGCUCUCAUCAACAGCAAGUUGGUCCUUUUAUUGGCAAUUUCAGCUCUUAUGGUAUUUGUAGCUGCAAGGGAAGUGCCAGCAGUGAUUCAUUACCCAGGUCACAACUUAGCAGCUCGGAUCAAUGCGGAUGACAGUGCUGGCAUGGUUGAGUGCUGGAAUGCACUAUAUGAGUUACGAUCUUGCACAAACGAGAUUAUACUUUUCUUCAUGGAUGGCGAGAUGUAUCUAGGUCUUGAAUGUUGUAGGGCUAUCCGUAUCAUAACUCGUGAAUGCUGGCCUUCUAUGCUUACUACUGUUGGUUUUACUGCUGAAGAGGGAGACAUCUUACGGGGUCAUUGUGAUGCUCCACACUCGGAAGCACCUCGUUCUUCACCUGUUACCAUGCUUCCUCCGGUAGAUGCUCCUGCUCAGUCACCAUCUAUCUCAGGACCAAGUACUGCCCCAAUGGUGGUUGGGUAG
Molecule: messenger RNA, 462 nt
Organism: Papaver somniferum (opium poppy)
Lineage: Eukaryota; Viridiplantae; Streptophyta; Magnoliopsida; Ranunculales; Papaveraceae
Product: egg cell-secreted protein 1.2-like
Exons: 1
Coding region: 1-462 (153 amino acids)
Biological process (GO): double fertilization forming a zygote and endosperm
Source: RefSeq, a predicted model, not a curated record